GGAGGGAUAGAUAUCUGGAAAGAGAGCAGUGCAGACAGGACUACCAGCACUAUCCGCAGCGGACAGAAAGUGGAGGGCGAAAAAUAACUCGGACCGACAUAUUGCCGUAUGCCAAUGUGCAAAAAUAUACAGUUUCGAUAGAGGCCAAGGUAUCGAGAAUCAGACGCAGAAGAUUUGAGCUUUGGUCAUCUGAAAGAGGAGUGGAUAAAGAUGUCGUCUCCAAGUCCGGGCAAAAGACGAAUGGACACCGACGUGGUGAAACUCAUCGAGAGUAAACAUGAAGUCACAAUCCUGAGUGGACUCAACGAAUUUGUAGUGAAGUUUUAUGGACCACAAGGAACACCGUAUGAAGGAGGCGUGUGGAAAGUGCGAGUAGAUCUUCCAGACAAAUACCCCUUCAAAUCUCCAUCUAUAGGAUUUAUGAAUAAGAUUUUUCAUCCAAACAUCGAUGAAGCUUCAGGGACCGUGUGUUUAGAUGUGAUCAACCAGACAUGGACCGCUCUUUAUGAUCUCACCAAUAUCUUCGAGUCAUUUUUGCCACAGUUGCUGGCCUACCCAAACCCCAUCGACCCUCUGAACGGGGACGCAGCAGCCAUGUACCUGCACCGGCCAGAGGACUACAAACAGAAAAUUAAAGAAUACAUCCAGAAAUAUGCAACAGAGGAGGCUCUGAAGGAGCAGGAGGAAGGAGCAGGCGACUCCUCUUCAGAAAGCUCCAUGUCUGACUUUUCAGAGGAUGAAGCUCAGGACAUGGAGUUGUAGUUAAGGGCGACAGUUCCUCCCCUUUACCACAGAGACUAUAUUAUUUCCAAACCAUGCGAAGCAGACUAUAAAAGAUUCAUAUUUAAACAAGGUGAUUUUUUUUUAUUUUAUCGUUAUUAUUACUAAACCAGGAUUUUUAUGGAUUUCUAGCAUUGACGAUGAAUACGGAACACUCUCUAGAUGUUCUAUCUCUACUUCUUGGUGUUUUUAUUUUCUCUCUUUCACUCUCUCACUCGCUCUCUCCAUUGCCCCACCAAAAGCAAGUCUUGUAGUGUUUUCACCCCUUGAUUCCACGUUGGUACCUGCGUAGCUGGAAUGCAUGUCAUCACCUCCCUAAUCCACCUUUUCCAAUGCAGACUGACUGGACUAUAAACAGAGGCCUACUGAUGCAGAGGCUGUAUUUAAGUGGGGGUGCCCAUUUGUCCCUUGUGAUGUUGAUAACGUACCAGAGACAACCGAGGGGUGUGGCCUAACUCUAAUAUGAGUCCACUCAACUUAGACCUUUUGCAAGGACAGUCUUCAACUUGUCUUCAGGACGUGAUUGGACGCAUUUUUUCCAGACACACUUCUCAUUUCCUCCUUCCUCCUCAGCGAUUUGAUCGAUUCUGUUCGAUCUUUCCCAUGCAAGUCAUUUUGAAUUGUCAUUGCUUCCCUGGCUGUGCCGUUUGUUUCUUUUCUCUUUAAAAAGCUGUGUUUUAUAAAAAAUGAAGAUGUAAGUGUCAAAAGAGGAAUGGCAGAUUCAGGAUCCAUUUUAUGACCCGCUUUUCCCAGUUUUCUGUCCUCCUUUCUUUUGUCUUCAUUUAAAAUUUUUAUUUGGGUCUCACCUUAGGAGGGGAAUUAAAAUGUUUCCAAGCUGUAUGUUUAAAUGAUCAUCAGGAUUUUACGUAACGCUUUACAAUUUCUGCUAACCAAUCAAGCCCACAGUAGCGCCCCAGCGUGUUUACUGCAGAACAUAUCUGUUAAACUCCCUUUAAAUUCCAAAAAUCGUGACUUUAGCGAGAGGCUAGCGCACAGUGAUUCAACAGACUCACAACUUUUCCACUGGCUCUGCUACUUUUGGCUGUUAUCCCUCAUUUUGGAAGCCCACCUCAAAAUGAGGCUGGAUUCUAUGACUCUUAUGCCAUUUGAACUUCCACAGUGAUCACAAAAUGACCAAGAACGGCGCACAAAUCUUUAUUUUCUAAAGAUUUUCCUAAAGAAACCAGAGGAACAAUAUUGUCUCUUGCCCUGCCUGGCUUCUCCCAAUUUUAUUUUGUUAUAACAUUGUAUGAAAGUCUUUUGUCUUUCUCUUUCUGUCCCCCCCUGUCUCGCACCCCCUCUCUUUUUAACGCCCUAUUUACAAUCUUCUUUUUUGUACAUUGUGGUAUGAUGCAAAAGUGGAGUUGUGUAGGACUUUUUUGGUCUAGCCUAGAAGAAAUGUUAAAAAGAAAAGAUUUUUGCAAACAUUUGUAGAGUUCAUCAUCUUUCCUAUUUCUUGUGCAUAACUAUGAUAGCUGUUGUUUGACCUCAUGUAGAUCUAGUUAGUUUACUGGGUGGUGAAAUCAAAAUAGAUGUUCAUAUGGAUUUUGGUCAUGUAAACCUGCUUGUCAUAAUACAGAUUUUAUGUGAUGGAUUCGAUUUGGUAAGAUCUGCCUCGAUCACUUUGGGCUCACAAUGAACAAGAUGUGAUUUUAGGAGAAGAGUGAGAAACAUUUACACCAUGAUGGUGGAUUUUUUGCUGAUAUGGUGUGGAAACAGUGCAGAUAUCUUCUGUAUAAAGAGCUUUGAAUUUCAUCAAGCACCUGCAGAUAUCAUCAGUGGCAUGUUGGUAUGAAACCUAAAGAACCAGAUUUGGUUUGUUUGUGUGUAUGUGAUUUUCAGUAUUCUCACUAAUUCUCUCAUUCUGACUUGCAAAAUUUGUUCAUUGUCCAAUUGAAAUAAAACUGGGUCAAAGUCCAAUUGAUGUAUGCCAGCUGAAGAGGGAAAGUUUUUCUGUUCAAAAUUUGCUGCCUCUGCAGGAUAAAUAUAGGCAGCUCUGGAAUAACCAGUGUUUAGUUUUAUUUAUUUAUUUUUAUUAUUUUUUGCUUUCUCUCCUGUUUUUCUUUUCUAAUUAAAUCAGUGAUUUAUGGGCAGAACAAUUGAACUUUUGUGGAGUUUUAGCCCGAGUCAAGAAUUGGCUGAAUAGUGCAAUGGAGAAAUGUCUUGGUUUAAAAUAUUUUCUUCUCUCUCAAGUCUGACUCUGUUGAUGGGGUUUUAUAUUUUCUAAAAGAAGAAAAAAAACGGGGGGUUUAUAGAAGAUAGAUGUAAGGUUAUAUGCACCUUAGUCUCCUAGUAAAAGGAAGAGAUAUAUUUUAUUAAUCUGGCAGCAUGAUGUGUAGAAUUUUUGUAAUUUUUUUUUUUAAACAUGCAAACAGCUUUCACUCCCAUAUCUCAGACACGUAUAGAUAAAAAUAAUUAUCGGCUGUUUUUUGGUUGGCAUGGUAAACAUUUUGCCAUGCAUAGCAACACACACCCUAUGUGUGGGCCAUAUGAGAUGACAAACUCAGCUUUUCAAUUUCAUUUUAGCUUAAUUUUUGCCCCUGAAUGUGUAUUGCGAGAGAAAAAUAAUGUGGAAAUUCAUUUGAAGAUUUUUUUUCUUUGUUUUUAACUCGUGUCAAAUGAUUUAAGAAUCUCAAAUAAACAAAUGUAUAAGUGUGCUUCCAUUACAAGUUUAAUUAUAAAUUUGAUUGACAUUUUUGUGAAUUUAUUUGACAUUUUACUAACUUCUGCAUUUCUUUUACCCAAUGUCAAUAAAAAGAGGCACCCAUUUGGAGCAAGUAACAUGCGGUAUAUUGAGGGUAUGGGUAUCUGAAGAGGGUUUUGGGAUUGAAGGGUGCUCUCAGGAAGGACUUUUUCUAUGUUUUUAGUUUAGUGGGUGGGGUGAAAUAAAUAAUUACAGUGUGCCCUUUGUGUUUUGGACCCAAAUGUUACACAUGCACACAAACAAACACUCCCAUACACAUUCAGAGGACAGCAGUUAUUAAUGUCAAGGUUUCCAGCUGUUUGUUUGUCAAAGAGAGAGGGAGAGAGCAAAAGGAAGAAUAGAGAUCUGUCUUCCUGUUGCUGCCGUGGCCUCACCCCCUGCUGGCCCUCUCGGCCAAUGGCAUCACGUCUCCUCUUGCAUUUGUGUUGCCAAGAGCUCUCUAGUGCACUUUGCAUGCGUCCGGUGUAGAGUCAAGUCUAGUUCAGUCCUGGCUUUCCACUUCCUAAGUCCCUUAUACCUGUGCAUCAAGAGAGUGCUCAGACAUGGGGCUUAUGUGGGCACACAGCAUGGAUUUUGUAAUAGUAUCUGUAUCUAGUACCUAGUGUGUAAUACACUGAAAAAAAUAAAUACAAAAUAACUUUUUUCUUUUUUUUUCUUUAUUUUUCUUAAAUCCCAGGUAUUAUGGUAAUUUGCCCUUUUUAUUUCUGUAUUCAUUAAUCUUACUCUUAUUUUUGCCAUUCUUUUGCUUUGUGAAGUGGGCAUGCCUGUCACAAAGGACAAAUGCUUUUUAUCUAUAGGAUUAUAAUCUCUUAAAUAGCUGUGUACAGUAAACUGUAAUAACUUCUUUUUUUUAAUAAAAUAUUAAAUGU
Xyrauchen texanus (razorback sucker) is the source of this 4353-nucleotide messenger RNA. RefSeq names its product ubiquitin-conjugating enzyme E2H (UBC8 homolog, yeast) (gene ube2h). The transcript has 7 exons. Gene Ontology annotation, biological process: ubiquitin-dependent protein catabolic process; protein polyubiquitination. The record is from RefSeq and is a predicted model, not a curated record. NCBI's taxonomy places the organism in Eukaryota, Metazoa, Chordata, Actinopteri, Cypriniformes, Catostomidae. Gene Ontology annotation, cellular component: nucleus. Gene Ontology annotation, molecular function: ubiquitin conjugating enzyme activity. Bases 211 to 762 code for a protein of 183 amino acids.